AUGGAAGCUAAUGCAAGUUUCGCCGAUGGGGGCCUUUUAGUUUCCCUCUACAAGCAGCAAUAUGUUGCCUACUCUAACUUAACCAAUGGCUCAUCGGAGACUUCAUUCAACAUUUUAUUGGCAAGCAUAGUAGUUUCGGUUUUAGCUUUGAUAGUGAGAAACCAAAAGAACAGCAAGAAUAAGAAUCUGGCUGCUUUGAAACCUAAAAAGGCCAACAUUAUUAACAGGGUGUGGGGCAAAUGGACUCCAGACUACGACUUCAAGACUCCAACACCAGAGCCUUUCAAGUACUGGGAUUUCAAGAAGACCAAGCCCAUGCCAUAUCGCGCGUUCAAGCACAAGUAUACUGUUACCAUGGGUAUCAGAAACAUGGAGUGGGACAGCUGGAUUGAAUUGGACAACCAAUGGUUGCGCUACCACAACAACAAAUUGGACCGGUUUAAGGAAAGAGGUGAUGAGUUGUAUGCCACUUCUCCCUUGGCUACUGCUGCAGCCUACGAGUUGUUGGACGAGUUCAAGAGAUAUUUGCCAGCUAGAUACCCUGCAUUAUUCAAGGCUACAGACAUUGGGAUGGAUAAUUUGGAAACGGGCGAAUCGUAUGAUUUCCGUCCUGGACACCAUGACGAUCCUAUGAAGCUAGCUGCUAUGUUCACGCAGGACGACUUGGCCAUUAUGAUUGAACAUGAAGAUGGUAACUACUCGUUGGAAGCAGGAGCAAUUGCGUUGGCUGGGUUCUGGAGAUUGAGAGAUAAGUUCCAGAUGAAACUUAACGAGAUCCAUACUAGCGGUGAUGUGCCUAAGUACGAAACCAAUUUGAAGAUGGGGAUGACAAAGUUCUUUCGUCGUUUGACGGUAGAUAAACCUGUUGUGAGAAACAAUUACUUUAUUCAAACCGAUGACAACUUGGGCUGGUCCGACUCCAUUGGUCGUGAAGAUGUAGAAGAGAUUGGAGGCUGGUACACGGCCAAGGUGGCAUCUGAAAUAGACAAGUUGUAUUUUAGAAGCGAGAGACAGAGCUUGCGCCGUUUGCCCAUCAGUGGAGGAGUUGUGUUUACUAUCAGGACCUACUUCAUUCCUAUUACAGAAUUAUGCGACGAACCCCAUAUUCCCCGUCGUUUGUUGAAUGGUAUCAACAGUUGGUCAGACGAUGUAGAGGAGUACAGAGGAUAUCAUAAGUAUAAGGACAUUUUAUUGCCCUACUUGGAGAAGAGGGCAGAGGAGCAGGAGAAGGAAGGCUUGGGCAGUGAACCCGAAGUGUAUCCAUUCUAG
Messenger RNA from Scheffersomyces stipitis CBS 6054, 1269 nucleotides. RefSeq lists its product as uncharacterized. The coding region runs from base 1 to 1269 and encodes 422 amino acids. The transcript has a single exon. The record is from RefSeq and is a predicted model, not a curated record. NCBI's taxonomy places the organism in Eukaryota, Fungi, Ascomycota, Pichiomycetes, Serinales, Debaryomycetaceae.